AUGCCUAUUGCCGCUCAUUUGAGUUUGCAGCUUGCCGGCGUGGACCGGCCAGUCGGUGCCAUGAUGCGGACCGUGUUUGGGCCCGCCACGUCGCGUGUGGAGAACGGACGCAACGGUCUCGUGGUCGAUCCAGGCGCUGCGCUUCUCGCCGUCGUGGACAUUACAACGCCGACCGACACAACCUGUGCUUCUUCCUCCCCCAGACACGAACCUUUGACGAACGCCCAAGCAGCCAACAAAACACGCGCCGAGCGCGGACGACACCUGCCACACGACUUCACCUGGGCCAGAGGUCCUCUGCUUCUUUCUCUCCCAACCUACCCCGCUCUCCUCGCUACCACAAUGGCGCUCCGUCCCACCUCCAUCCUCUUUGCGCUCUCGCUCGUGUUCACCUUCCUGUGGCAGGCACCGCUGACCGCGGCCGUCAAGUUUGACCUCCACGUCUCCCCAGAGCCUUACUGCGUCUGGAACUUCGCCAAUGAGCACACCCUCGUGAUCGUCACCACCAACGUGCCAAUGGUGCCGGGAAUGCGCGUCGACGUUGAAAUUGUUGACGGUUCGGACCGUGGAAACGUCUACCUUGCCAAGAAGGACCUCAAGGGUGAGACCCGUAUGGCAAUCACCACCCACGAGUCUGCCGACGUCGGCGUCUGCAUGAGGAACGUCCUCAUGGACAGUGAUCCCAAGCUGACAUUCAGUGCCAUUGCCAACCAGGAGUCUCUUUCGUUGAUCGAGGUUGAGAUGCGUAAACUCGAGGCUCAGGUCAAGGAGAUUGUCGACGAGAUGGGCUACCUGCAGCGCCGUGAGAUGCGUAUGCGUGACACCAACGAGAGCACCAACGCCCGCGUCAAGUGGUUUGCCGUCAUCAUUACCAUUGGUAUCAUUUCCCUGGGCGCCUGGCAGCUCUUCCACCUUCGCUCGUUCUUCAAGCGCAAGUACCUCAUUGACUAG
Molecule: messenger RNA, 951 nt
Organism: Apiotrichum porosum
Lineage: Eukaryota; Fungi; Basidiomycota; Tremellomycetes; Trichosporonales; Trichosporonaceae
Gene: ERV25
Product: vesicle coat component
Exons: 6
Coding region: 1-951 (316 amino acids)
Biological process (GO): Golgi organization; endoplasmic reticulum to Golgi vesicle-mediated transport; intracellular protein transport
Cellular component (GO): Golgi apparatus; COPII-coated ER to Golgi transport vesicle; endoplasmic reticulum
Source: RefSeq, a predicted model, not a curated record